Messenger RNA from Monodelphis domestica (gray short-tailed opossum), 1712 nucleotides. NCBI's taxonomy places the organism in Eukaryota, Metazoa, Chordata, Mammalia, Didelphimorphia, Didelphidae. The record is from RefSeq and is a predicted model, not a curated record.
GACCAUGUUCCUGCUAGGACUAACAGUGGGGAUGUGCAAUGAGUUAGAGUUGUUUUGACCCCUCGCUGGCACACGCAUCUCCAGGCAUGCUCUUUUCUGAGCUCUUCCUGAGCAAAAGUGAGGGCAGUGCCCAUAUGAGGUCUCUGGAGCUCAAGGGGGAGCAGCUACUUAGGACCCCAGCCCUACCGCCUCACAUGCAGUCCACGUGCCACAUUCCCAGUGGAACCUUGAGCAUAGGGGCAGGACCCAGAUGAUUUACAGCUGAAGGAGACUUUGGAGUUCAUCUGGACCCAGCCCCUCAUGUGGACCAGCUGGGAACGAGCGGAUAUGAGUUCUCUCAUCCUGCCCAGGGGGUGUCCUGUCAGCUGGACAGGUCUUGCUCUGUUCUCCCUCUGCCCCAUCUCUUUAGGCUGGAAUUUCUACUCAGAGGAUUCCAUGUUGGAGGACCCCAGGAGUCUGGAAGCUUUGGAAUAGAGCAGACCUGUCCUUAUCUCUUCAAAACCAUUCACAGUGAUGGCCUGGGGACAAGAACACAGGACAUUCCAUGCUAGGGACAUUCCAUUCCGUGCUAGGGCCACCAUGUGAUAUGCAGGUGCCUCCGAGGGAGAGCUACCUGCCAGUCUCUCCAAACCUACAUUCUUCCCUUCGGCUAUGGAGAAAAGUCUAUCCUACUUUUGGCAGGGACACAUACACUUCGGGUUCUCAUCAAGCACCUGCUAAUGGCUGGAUUCUGCCUAUCACCUUGAAUAGAAAGGAAUCACCUGGGCUCUACCCUGAAGAAGACGGCAAUAGGACAGAGGUCCAGCCUCUCAGGAUCUCCCCAGUGACGUAGCCAAGCAGAAGAUGGCUCUCAGUCCAAUGAUGACAGGAGUGAUCCUGCUUGGGUCCCUAAGGUCUCAGCUCAGGAAGUCUGACCUGCCUAUUGUGCCACGCCUAUCAAAUAUUCCUCUGCAGAUGAAUUUCAUAGCAGAACAGUUUCAAGGGAAAUGGUAUGUUGUUGGCGUGGCAGGCAAUGCCUUCACAAGCGAAGAGCAGGGACGGUUUAAGAUGUAUACCACAGCCUAUGACCUACAGAAAGACAAUAGCUACAUAGUCACCUCCACCAUCCUCAGGGAUAAUCUAUGUGACAGAUUUGUGAGAACUUUUGUUCAGAAGGAUCGACCGGGCCAGUUCACCUUGGGCAACCUCAAAAGUUAUGGUCUGCAGGAUUAUUUUAUCAGAGUGGUAAAAACUGAUUAUAACAACUACGCCGUGGUGUACUUUAAGAAGACCGUGAAUAACGUUGACUACUUCAAGAUCACUUUGUAUGGGAGAAGAGAUAAUCUGCAACCUGAAUUGAAGAAAGACUUCACUAACUUUGUCAAGUCAUUGGGACUCACCGAUGAAAACAUCGUCUUCCCAGUAAAAAUCAAUAAGUGCAUUUAUGAGGCCUGAGUAUGGUCUUCCUUACUCCCAGGGAGGAAGGGAUCAUAUCAAGGUCCAAGUCCUGGCUCACUUUGCCAGUCUUGUUCAUUGGAUCUUCUUCUACUUUACUCAUCUCUCGGCGACCAACUGGAGGCCCCUGACCAUCCGUCGCUCUCGACUCUCUUUACAAGCACGAUCCCCUUUCCCUCUUCUUGUAGCCUCUACCUGACUCCACAGCCUGGGACUCCUCUCACCUGUUCCCCCUUUCAACUGAUAGCAAUGGAAGAAUAAAAAAAGUGUAUCAAGGA